Molecule: messenger RNA, 1256 nt
Organism: Helobdella robusta
Lineage: Eukaryota; Metazoa; Annelida; Clitellata; Rhynchobdellida; Glossiphoniidae
Exons: 4
Coding region: 252-821 (189 amino acids)
Biological process (GO): termination of RNA polymerase II transcription
Cellular component (GO): cytoplasm; mRNA cleavage factor complex
Molecular function (GO): mRNA binding; RNA polymerase II complex binding
Source: RefSeq, a predicted model, not a curated record
AUUUAGUUAGUAAUUUCUAAGUUAGGUACGCUAAAAUUAAGAUUUUCUUUAAUCGAUUGUAUUUAUUUUACUUAAAUUUAUUGUAAUCGGUAACUCGAUUUGAUAAACUAAUUAAAAGUUAUUAGUAGAUGCGUCAUUUCUAUAUUCAAGUCUCAUCGUAAUCACGUAACUAACGCUCGGGUUUUACGUUUCUACGACUCAACUUUCUACUACGUAUUCUGAAGAAAUUUAGUUUGUAAAAAUAUUUACAAAUGGCCGAUGAGGAAGAAUCCUGCAUAAUGGAGUAUCGAUACACGUUAGAAGAUUUGACAUUCAACAGCAAGCCGCACAUCAACGCCCUGACAAUGCUGGCAGAGGAGAACAAACAUCUGGCCGCUAACAUUGUGAAAGCAGUCGAGAACAGAAUAAAAACUGCAAUCCCAACUCAGAAACUACCAGCUAUAUAUCUGAUGGAUUCCAUCAUUAAAAAUAUACCUGACAGUGACUAUUUGAAAUUAUUCAAAAAGAAUUUGCCUCUAACUUUUGUCAUGAUUUUUGAGAAAGUUGACGAGAAGACACGAGCAGCCUUGUACAAACUCCGCCUAACGUGGGUCAACCUAUUUCCCAACGAAACACUCUUGAGUCUAGACAUUGCUAUAAAGUCCAUAGAUCCAGCUUGGCCAAUCACAGCAAGACAACCUGGAGACCCCGCACCACAACCCAAACCUUCUGCCAUAAAGCAACAAACAUCAGCAUUCCUAACUCGAGCUAAGGUUAAUAAUGGCAGUGAGGCUAGUGACUUUAUAGAACAGUGGCUUUUAAGCUGGUUCUAUUUUUCAUAAUGUCAAUAGUUUAUAUAUAUAUUCACAUGCUAUACAUAACGAGCAUUUUCGUUUACUAUAUAAAUUUUAUGGCCAAUACAUCAUGAUGAUCAUGGACUAGUCAUAUAAUUUAUUAACAGUUUAGUGUAGGUAGGAUUUUCUAAAGUGAAGUUGGGUCACUUGUGUUUUAAUUUAGAUACGUAUCUGGUCAUAAAUGGUUGUGAUUUUACUUUAUCUGUCUUUGCCCAUUGUCUCGUCUUGCCCAUCAACCAAGUGUCCACCACCUUUUAGUAUAGUGUGACACAUGCGUAUGUCUCUAUCUGUAUAUGUACGUACGUAUACACAUGCAUACAUGUUUAUAUAUAUUUCUGUAGUUAUAUUUACUCCUAUGCAUAUGAUGGCUUGUUAUUGACUAGGUAGAUAUUGUAUGGAUGCAAUAUAUUUAUGUAUAUGUAU